AUGAAAUUUAGUUCAAUCCGUCGUCGUUCCACCUUGAGUAACCGAAUCUUGUCAACCAUUCCAAAGGCUUCGAGUAUGGAGGAGUCAACCCCGAGCUCAUCAACUGGCCGUGUCUCUGGUCAAGUAUGUGAUCGUUGCCGACGAAGAAAGAUCAGGUGCCAUGGCGAGGAGAACGAUUGCUCUCCAUGUCUACAAGCCAAUAUAGUCUGUGUAACGACGGCCAAGUUAAAUAGAAACAGGAAACGAAAAAGUUUCUAUGAAGCUGAGGACAGUCAGCAGCGCCGCCGGGCACCAUCUGACGAUCCCCAGCGUGUCUCAGCCACCGGUCGGUCAGCACAACAUUCUGCAACAUCACUGAGUCCGUCUGACACGAUCAUCUACCGACCUUUGUCUCUUCAGCAGGCUAUUCCUGGCACAGUAAGACCUACUACACCAGAUGCUUCUAACCAAAUAAGUGCUGCGACAGAGGUUCAUCAGCCUGUUUCCCUCAACCCAGCCAAUGAGCCUGUGAUCGGCCAUAUGGGCCGCCUUGUUGUCGAUGACCGAAAAGCAUCCAUGUUCGGCGGCUCUACCACAGGUGUCCAUUUCAUUAGUCAAGUUGAACAACAACUUCAGCUUCUUCAUAUGCACAAUGAUGCGCUCCCCAGUUGCGCUUAUGGGUUAUAUUUACACAACCCCUGGGGAGCCUCUCUUCAUACGUCCGGCUUACAGAUAGCCCACAUAAUCGCUCAGCUUCCCUCAAACACCAUAGAGAUCGUGGAAGUUGCUAUUGACCUUUGGACACCGCUGUACCCUAUUAUUCACAAAUCUUCGACCGUAGACGCCAUUGGAAAGCUGUUUAGCCCAGUUCAAUCCGCCACAAACGAUGUUGUCAUCGUGUACCAAGCCCUUGGGCUACUAGCUCUUGGGCUGGUUGGACAGACAGGUGAUUGUUGUCAGCAACACAAUCACUUUAUUUGUGCUUCGGAGCGUUUCUACGUUAUGUGCACGACUCUAUUCGACAGGGUUUUGGCCCAAUCUAGCUUACAGAGCUUGCAGGGCCUCGUCAUCAUACAAAUCUAUCUUCAACUGUCUGGGCGCCAUUCAACAGCUUCUCAGACGUCAGGCCUAGCCAUCCGACUGGCCCAAUCCUUGGGACUUCAUCGACAUUCAGGUCGAUUCAGGUUCAACCCUCUUGAGACAGAAUUAAGACGAAGAGCAUGGUGGUGUCAAUAUUCCUUGGAUGCGUUCUCAAGCGCUUAUCACGGCAUGCCCCGUCUAAUUCGUGAUCAGGAUGUCGACACUGACCUCCCUACAAGCGUUGACCAUAAUCUCUUGUAUCAAACUCACGUCGAGUUUCCUCUACCCGGCGAACGGUCACAAGUAGACACAGCUAUCAGUCUGUUUAAACUUGCGCGUAUUAUUGGUCGCACUCUCGAGCAUCUAUACACGACCACCAGGCGUCGCGGGGCAAUUGCCAAGAUUAAGCGUAUCCAAGCCGAUCUUAGCAUGUGGGAACGAGUUGUUUUUGAACCUGAGAUUGAUGCCGAGUUCACUACGCCGGUAACAAGCAGACCUCUGGAAUCUUUGUUCUUGAAAGUUGCCCACUGCGUUGCGACAAUUCAUUUGCACCGGCCUGCGUUAUCUUUUACGACUGCUCAUUCUCAGUUUGUAUCUUCUCUCAAAGCCUGUGGUCAAGCUUCUGCAACUCUUGUACAUUUGUUGAACUCCGGCCUUGGCACACUGGGAACUGAUUUUACCAUAAAUACGAUGGUGCCGGGUGACUGGCGAGAGAGCCUACUUGUCGCACUUCUGUAUCCUAAUGGGAUACACAUGCUAUGGCAAGCAGGGUUGACAAUUCUUUUCACGAGAUGGAAAGGCUAUCCUGUGGCAAUUGAUGAGGAUGAGAACAUCGUCCAGUCAUGCAUCGAAUCGCUGCGGCAAUUCCACAACCACACGGAUGACGUCGGAGAUCAUAUUAGUCAGUGCGCAGAUGUUCUAGAUCUAUUGCGCCAAAAGAUCUUCUCAAACUUGCAGACAACACCUGAUCUCGAACAACUUCAAUGGAAUAUUUGGGAUUGGCCAAUGGCGUCAGCACUGGAACUUGCUAACACGCUUGAUACAGCACCAUUAGACUUAAGCUUAGAUCAGCAGCGGUGGCUGUAG
Fusarium venenatum is the source of this 2145-nucleotide messenger RNA. Its product is annotated as fungal-specific transcription factor domain-containing protein. NCBI's taxonomy places the organism in Eukaryota, Fungi, Ascomycota, Sordariomycetes, Hypocreales, Nectriaceae. Gene Ontology annotation, cellular component: nucleus. Gene Ontology annotation, molecular function: DNA-binding transcription factor activity, RNA polymerase II-specific; zinc ion binding; sequence-specific DNA binding. The record is from RefSeq and is a predicted model, not a curated record. Gene Ontology annotation, biological process: positive regulation of transcription by RNA polymerase II; DNA-templated transcription.